Dendrobium catenatum is the source of this 646-nucleotide messenger RNA. RefSeq lists its product as uncharacterized. Bases 168 to 329 code for a protein of 53 amino acids. The record is from RefSeq and is a predicted model, not a curated record. The transcript has 3 exons. Gene Ontology annotation, cellular component: Golgi apparatus. NCBI's taxonomy places the organism in Eukaryota, Viridiplantae, Streptophyta, Magnoliopsida, Asparagales, Orchidaceae.
UUGAUCGGAAGGUUUCCAAUUUUUUUUAUCUUUAACCCCCAAAAUUCGGGCUUACUUUCUUCGCGAGACCAUCGACCCCUUUCUCCGAUCUACUGUAACCCACUAAAGGGGGUUUCUUUCUUCUCCGCCGCCUCCGCCACCUCCACCACUACCAGCGGCAACUAAGGAUGCCGCUGAGGAGACUUUUGGAGUUGGAGCCGCCGAGCCCGCUGAGGUACUUCAUCGGUGCGGCGAUCAUGAUGGUGGGCGUUGUACUGCCUCUCGGUUACAUGAUGUUCCGCAAUAAGCGAGCUCCUUCGUCAUCUUCUUCUCUCUCCAAGCAUACGUAGGUGUGCUUUUCUUGGUCUGGUUUCUUACCCAUGAGUAUCUGAAGGUUGAAUAGGCCUCGGUACUUACCUUCUUCUUCAUUAACCGUUCUUCUGGUCUGUGUAGAGGUCGCUCUUCAAGGAUGUGGAAGCCAAGAAGCUUCUAAUUUGUGGCUGGUAUGAUGUCAGGGAAUGAUUUUUGGAUGAUUUGUUCUUAUUUGUUAGAGGAAGAAAUGCUUUCAUAAAUAUUUAGCUCUACUAAAGUUUUGCUGGUGCAUGUUUCAUUCAUUGAAAUUGGCUUAUUAGUGGAAAUUUAUUUGAUGAGUUUUCAUUGAGGUUUU